This is a messenger RNA of Chaetomium fimeti, 1111 nucleotides long. RefSeq lists its product as uncharacterized. The transcript is spliced from 2 exons. Bases 162 to 980 code for a protein of 272 amino acids. The record is from RefSeq and is a predicted model, not a curated record. Lineage: Eukaryota; Fungi; Ascomycota; Sordariomycetes; Sordariales; Chaetomiaceae.
CGCUGUGAUGUUGAUGCCAUCCUCUCCCGUCGGAGCCCUCCUCUUCGAAAGAGUCACAACGAGUGCAAACCCAUCUCGGCGCAAGAUUUAAAGAUGGGCUUCACUCCGGUCUUUGGGCAGGGGCCCCAGGACCCCGAAGCAAAUAUUCGACCCCGAAAAACAUGAUCAUGAGCAGGCAAACGACCCUCCUGGCAGCCGCCCUCCUCGUGUCAGGCGUCGCCUGCCAGAACACGACGCAGAAACCCGUCUUCACGUACCCGCCAGAUGGCUCCAAGUACACCUACCACAAAAUGGACACGGUGAUGGUGAACUACACCGUAUUUUACGACACGGCAGAGCUUUACACCUUCUGCGAACCAGGCCACGAAAUCUUGGUCAACCGGCAAACAAUACCGGGGCCCAGCGAUAGCGUGCCGAUACUCCUCGACUUCGCAUCCGACAAACCAUGCUGGUUCGACCUCCGAACGGGCCCAGACGGCAUCAACAACAAGAGCAGCGCGUCGUUCAACAUCCUCGACGACGAAAGGGACACGGGGCCGCAAACGUUCGGAGCGGACACCGAUGCGCCCACGCGGUCGACGCCGUCGGAAACCUCGCGGACCGAAAGUAGUAGCCAGGCAUCGUCACCACCGCCGCCGGAGGAGGGGACAGGCGGCGGUGGCGGGCUUAAGGGAGGCGCGCUGUAUGCUGUCGCCUUUUGCUCGGGCCUUGGCGGGGGUAUACUCAUUUUGGGGGGGAUGAGGGCCUGGAUGGCGUGGGAUGAUUGGCGGGACGACCGGCGGAGGGAGGCUGCACGCGCUGAGGCUGAGAGUAGAAGAAUCCGAUUUCCACUUGGGGGCCGCUGGGAGGAUGCUAUUACUGUACCAAGGGGAGGUGUGGUGGACGUGUUGGAGUCGCGGCGUGAUGGGCGUGAUGGUGGAACCGCGGAGGGAACACGUGGGGAGCCACGAGAUGCACCUGAUGUCUCUCGUGCGGUAUGAUAGUUAGCGUGAAUAUGUACAUACAUACAAAGUAUGUACAUACAGAAUAGGAAGUACGAAGAAUCCGUCUUGUGCUUGUCUCACUGCAUGUUGCACGUUGAGACAGCGACGGCGUAAAGAUACGCGUAAAC